Sus scrofa (pig) is the source of this 1185-nucleotide messenger RNA. It is a transcript of the gene HTR4, whose product is annotated as 5-hydroxytryptamine receptor 4. Lineage: Eukaryota; Metazoa; Chordata; Mammalia; Artiodactyla; Suidae. Gene Ontology annotation, molecular function: G protein-coupled serotonin receptor activity. Gene Ontology annotation, cellular component: plasma membrane. The record is from RefSeq and is marked provisional. Gene Ontology annotation, biological process: regulation of appetite; adenylate cyclase-activating adrenergic receptor signaling pathway; chemical synaptic transmission.
AGUUCCAAGGAGGGUUUCGGGUCCGUGGAGAAGGUCGUGUUGCUCACGUUUGUCUCGGCGGUUAUCCUGAUGGCUGUCUUGGGGAACCUGCUGGUGAUGGUGGCUGUGUGCAGGGACCGGCAGCUCAGGAAAAUCAAAACCAAUUACUUCAUUGUGUCUCUUGCCUUUGCGGAUCUGCUGGUGUCCGUGCUGGUGAUGCCCUUUGGAGCCAUUGAGCUGGUCCAGGACGUCUGGAUUUAUGGGGAGAUGUUCUGCCUCGUCCGGACGUCUCUGGAUGUCCUGCUCACGACGGCAUCGAUUUUUCACCUGUGCUGCAUCUCUCUGGACAGGUACUACGCCAUCUGCUGCCAGCCUCUGGUCUACAGGAACAAGAUGACCCCUCUGCGCGUGGCGGUGCUGCUCGCAGGCUGCUGGGCCAUCCCCGUGCUGAUCUCCUUUCUCCCCAUAAUGCAAGGCUGGAAUAACAUCGGCAUAACUGACCUGGAAAGGACAUCCAAACCAAGACUGGGCCAGGAUUUGCAUGUGAUAGAAAAAAGGAAGUUCCACCAGAAUUCGAACUCUACGUACUGUAUCUUCAUGGUCAACAAGCCCUACGCCAUCACCUGCUCUGUGGUGGCCUUCUACAUCCCGUUCCUCCUCAUGGUGCUGGCCUAUUGGCGCAUCUACGUGACAGCUAAGGAGCACGCCCACCAGAUCCAGAUGUUGCAACGGGCAGGGGCCCCCGCAGAGGGCAGGCCUCCGUCCGCAGACCAGCACAGCACCCAUCGCAUGAGGACAGAGACCAAAGCAGCCAAGACCCUGUGCGUCAUCAUGGGUUGCUUCUGCCUCUGCUGGGCUCCGUUCUUCGUCACCAAUGUCGUGGACCCUUUCGCAGACUACUCUGUCCCCGGGCAGGUGUGGACCGCUUUCCUCUGGCUCGGCUACAUCAAUUCCGGGUUGAACCCCUUUCUCUACGCCUUCCUGAAUAAGUCUUUCAGACGUGCCUUCCUCAUCAUCCUCUGCUGCGAUGAUGAGCGCUACCGAAGACCUUGCGUGGCGGGCCAGACGGUCCCCUGUUCAACCACAACCGUCAACGGAUCCACUCAUGUGCUAAGGGAUGCAGUGGAGUGUGGUGGCCAGUGGGAGAGUCAGUGCCACCCGCCAGCAACUUCUCCUUUGGUGGCUGCUCAGCCCAGUGACACUUAG